AUGGACGCCAAAAAAGAAAACCAAUGGGAGCAACAAACAUUACCUCUGUGGAUUUCACCAGCUUAUUCGAGACAUCGGUGGGAACAAUUGGCUGAUCUCUUGUUUGAGGUACAAAACAGAACAAAUAUUAAAUUUCGGUCAUUCAUCAAAGAACAAGAUGCUGAUUAUGUAUCUGUGAAGAUGACUACUUAUGGCUGUUACGGACUUCUGGGAUAUGGAAAGGGUGGAGAAAGAUGGAUUAAUCUGUACGAUGAAUGUAUGGAGUACAGCCACAUUGUCCUGCGAUCAAUAUACCAAAUUCUUGGAUUUCAAAUGAUUGCAAUGAAGAGACCGGAAGGAAAAAUAUUGUAUUCUGGUUCUGACAGCAAAAUUGAUUACCUUAAAUUUAUAAUAUGGAAGAAAAAAUUUAUUGUGGAUUCAAAUAAGCUCGCCAACGAAACUAACGAGGAUGAAUGCAUCGGAGCGGAAACUGCUACAAGCAUGAUGUGUCACCAACCGAAUAUGGAAUUUUUUUACUGGAAUAAAGUAUACGAGAAUCUUAUCCAUUCUUAUCCCUACGUGGAUGAUCCACUCUUUGGACGUGUGUACAGAAGAACCAGAAAUGCCAACAAAAAUCCGAUUUAUCGACUACAUGAUUUCGCCAAUUCUUCAAUGUAUAGAGCUGAACACUUUCAAAAAAUGCCACACGUCAUCAUUGGUCUAGCUGAUUUGUAUUGUGAGGAUAGUCUCGUUGACUGUGACUUCCUACACAGAUCUCGGGGUCAUUGCAAUUCAUUUCAGGAAUUUAGAUAUAUAUUGUGUGCUCGGACUUGUGGAAUGUGUGGUAUAAGUUUACGACUGUAUUAUAUCAGUACGCACCAUCCCUUUGUCUAUAUCCAGGAAAAAGUAGAGCAGCAUCUGCCAAUAUGUAGCGAUAACUUGCAAGCUGUUCUAAAUGGGACAUGCAGUCAAACCAAUUUGCAUAAUUGUUUGCUUCCCAGAUUCCGGGAAAAAUGCCGCAGAAGUUGUGGUUAUUGUCCAGAACAGAGUCGAGUUGACUGCGAGUUUGUAACGGCUGUAAAUGCAGAAUAUCUGUACGAUCAUCCGAAUUAUAAUUAUCGAUGCCAAUAUGUUCGAGCCAUCUCGAACAGGAAAUGCAAGGCGGAUGAAAAAGUUGCAAUAAAUCCGAUUACGGACUGCAUGCUGUCCUGUGGCCAUUACGCAUGUUCUCAUGGUGAUGUGGAAGAAGACAUGGGCCACAAACAAAUCCCUGUGAUGAGACUCUAUGUACCACAAAAUGAAUGGCAAUUCGCGACAUUGGGAUCUCUAACUAGUUUUGAGAAAGCCAAUUCGAUUGAACUUUUUGUUUGGUACAGUAGUGAAAUGUACGCGGAGCCAAACGACGUCAUCUUGUUGACCGUUGGAAUAAUACCGCUGACGGUCACCGUUCUCAUGCAGUGUGCAAGCGGAAAGCGUAGGAAGAAGAAUUUGUCAAACACUAAAUCAAAAGUAACGCAAAGUUCCGUAUCCUCAAGCCAGUCUAUGAAGAAAACCAGCAAGCUGCAGAAAAACAAAGUGGAAAGAGAUGCUGAGAAAUCACCGCGAUCCUUCUCCAACAGAAAAGGACCAAUACAAAAAAGACCACUUGCCAUAGGAGACCGAUCUGACGAUGAAAGCCUUCGGUCGAACAAAUCGGAAGCAUACUGUAAAGUGAGAAGCAGAAGCGAUCGAUCGCAGGCCAAGGGAAGGAAUGGUGAUGCUUCUAUCAAGGCGUCUGGGAAGCCAGUCAUUGUGACACCUGUGGCAACUGCCGGGACACCCAAAGAUGUACAAAUUGCUGGACUUACGAAUGAAAAAACGAUAUCUAAGAAGGAAAUUAAGGGAGCCAUCUUCAAAGAACAAGAGGCUCGAGAGUACGUUGGUAAAACUUGUAAUACAGAGGAACAAGAGCUGACAGUUGAACCGAAGAAUCUCCGAUGGAGUGAUGAAGGAGGUUAUCAGAGAGUGCAACUGCGAAACAUAACAAAAGAGCGCUUGGCCGUUAAGGCCAAAUGUUCGGAUAACCAGCUAUACCGGGUGAAUCCCGUGUUCGGCUUCAUUGAUCCGGGCGAACAAUUAAAGGUGGAUAUUAUGCGGCGGAAAGCUGUACCAAAGGUGGAUAAGAUGGUUUUCGUCAGUGUUCAUGCCAAUAAAGAUGACAUCUUUCCGAAGCCGUUAUUCAAACGUUCAAAGGAUAGUCAAAAGAUGGCCAUGUUGCCAUUGCUUGUCGCUCGAGUUAUCUGA
Acanthocheilonema viteae is the source of this 2262-nucleotide messenger RNA. The record is from the annotation of a GenBank genome assembly. Lineage: Eukaryota; Metazoa; Nematoda; Chromadorea; Rhabditida; Onchocercidae.